Exaiptasia diaphana is the source of this 3077-nucleotide messenger RNA. RefSeq lists its product as uncharacterized. The transcript is spliced from 20 exons. The record is from RefSeq and is a predicted model, not a curated record. Bases 54 to 3077 code for a protein of 1007 amino acids. NCBI's taxonomy places the organism in Eukaryota, Metazoa, Cnidaria, Anthozoa, Actiniaria, Aiptasiidae. Gene Ontology annotation, molecular function: calcium ion binding.
UAGACAAGAAUAGACGACAAUGAAGGAUGAACUUCAGUGCAUGAAGUGUAAAUAUGCCUGCUUUACCCUUUCUUCAGCGGCCUGAGAGUGUUGCUUCUGAAAAGAGGACUUAUCGACUGAGUCUUAAUGACUAUCAAAGCAAUCAUAGACGUUGUAAAACUUUCCCUGGCAACGAAAAAGACGGAGCCAAACUGAUUGACAACGAAGUAAACAACGAGGCACUGAUAAGGGAKCAAGGAGAGUCUUUUCUUGAGCAAUGGUUUCUCGCCAAUAAAGAUUUCAAGCAUGAUUAUGAUGUUCCGGCUAAGUACAAUCAGGUCCCCUCGCCAACACCAACCUUUCAAAGGACAAAGAAGAUUAAAAGUCACAAUAGACGUGGUUUGCCACGAUGGGUGUCAAAACUAGGACUAUGGCUUCCUCCCCAGCAGAAACUUCUUCUUUAUGAAACUUUUGCAAAACAUGUUGAAUUGUUGGACAGGAGUAAAGCUCAAAUGCUGGACCCAUUUCCGCAUCUUGGGCGUUGUGGCCAUGCCAGAACUCUGUCAGCUCUAGAAAGACAGCAACUAAGACUGCAGAUGGAAGAACAUUGCAGAGAAGCAGAGCGGUUUGAGCGCCUUCUUGACAGAUUCAACAAAAUCACAGAGACCUGGGCGAGUUUGCAAAAGCUUGCUGACACCCGCAWCACCGAACACAACGCGCGUUUGCAGGCUUUCAAUAGAAGAAAAGGUAACACUUGCGCWGUGAAAAACAGUAAGRGCAAAAUAUAUUUGCGAUACAAGGAUCUUCGAUGGGUGACGUCAUACACUCUCAGUUUCAGUAAUGAUGGGAAGAAAUGGGAAAAAUACGAACAUGGAGGAACGGAGAAGGUGUUUCAAGGCAAUGUGGACAACAAUACUGUGGUACUACACAGUUUACCGAGCCCUGUUGAAUCUCGUUAUGUCAGAUUUUAUCCUAAAACGUGGCGUAAUGGUAUCGCUAUGAGAACAGAAGUCUUUGGAGCUUUUCCUGAUGACGCUCUUGAGCCAUUCGAGCCAUCAAUCAGUCCUGAUUUGACAAUGUCAGAACCUCCAGAGGACCUACCCCCUGCACCCGAACCAUCACCAGAUAUAAAACCACCAACACCCGUUACCAGACCCCUGACUCCACCCAUAGAAGUCGAAGAAGAAUCAGAGGACUUGGAACGGUUCAAAUGCUCUCCUGACCAAAUGGCUUCCCUAGAGGGGUGGGAAGAGGAGACGAUUAAAUCCAUCGCAGAUCCUCUUUCUGAAGAGGAGAUUGAAGAACGUGAAGUUAGACUUAAUUCGGCUUGCUUGAGCAUCCAAGGGUCUAAGGUUGCUACGCAAGGUUACCCUGGUGACAAGACCAUUGCCAAGAAGGAUCUUCGAUGGGUGACGUCAUACACUCUCAGUUUCAGUAAUGAUGGGAAGAAAUGGGAAAAAUACGAACAUGGAGGAACGGAGAAGGUGUUUCAAGGCAAUGUGGACAACAAUACUGUAGUACUACACAGUUUACCAAGGCCUGUUGAAUCUCGUUAUGUCAGAUUUUAUCCUAAAACGUGGCGUAAUGGAAUCGCUAUGAGAACAGAAGUCUUUGGAGCUUUUCCUGAUGACGCUCUUGAACCAUUCGAACCAUCAAUCAGUCCUGAUUUGACAAUGUCAGAACCUCCAGAAGACCUACCCCCUGCACCCGAACCAUCACCAGAUAUAAAACCACCAACACCCGUUACCAGACCCCUAACUCCACCCAUAGAAGUCGAAGAAGAAUCAGAGGGCUUGGAACGGUUCAAAUGCUCUCCUGACCAAAUGGCUUCCCUGGAGGGGUGGGAAGAGGAGACGAUUAAAUCGAUCGCAGAUCCUCUUUCUGAAGAGGAGAUUGAAGAACGUGAAGUUAGACUUAAUUCGGCUUGCUUGAGCAUCCAAGGGUCUAAGCAAACUCCUAAAGUAAGACGAAAGAACAAGAAGCCCAAACCCGUUAAAAAGGAGAAGAAAAAGAAACCAGCAAAGAAAAAACACGUCAAACUACCGGCCAUAGAAAGCGCCAUGAACGAUUUACCAGAAGAGGAGAAUGACGAGGAGGAACCGGAAGUAGAAGAUGAACCGGAAGAAGAUUUUUUYCGUAUACCAACACCUCCUUUACCGGAAAUACCCAAAGCCCCUGUCGACGUACGGAUACCAGUCAAGAAAGAAAGAGUCAGCAUGUUUCCCACCAAACCGUCUUUGAAGAAAAAGGAUACGACGCUUUCCCGAGCGCGCGCCGACAACAGCAUACGUGACGAACUCCUCCGACAGCAGCUUGCCGAAGAACGAAGGAAAAAGCUUCUACAAUUGGAWAAGAAAAAGACGUCUCAAAUUCGACGUUCUCCUUCGAUUGAUUCGAGAUUUUCUUAUGAUGAUGACGAUUCGUUUAUUUUCAAGUACUGUAUCAUGAAUGAAGGUCAACUCGGCUACUACCGCAGGAUAUUUGAAAGUAUCGAUGAGGAUAAGGAUGGAUUUCUUUUCCCAGAGGAAAUUCUGGAGGCUCUGGAAUGCGUCAACAAAAAUCUGUUGAAUGAUUCUCACCUUAAAUAUAUACUUCGGGUACUCGAGUUAUGCGACUGUAGUGUGGAUAGUGGAGCUGACUUCAAGUUUUUCUCCGUUAUUGCUGCGUUUUCACAAAAGGUUGCUGCUUUAGAUGACUAUGCCAAGAUUUUGAUAUCAAAAUUGGAUUUUAGAGAACUUGACUACAAACUGCAACGGGCACGGUCACUGUUCAAAUGCUAYGCUGACGAAUAUACAGGRAAAAUGUCCAUGGAACACCUAACCCUUGAACUCACAGURGGGGGUCUGGACUCCAACACCAAGAMUCAYGUYCUACGCAGCCUGGGACCGACAACUUAUUUAGACUUUCUAGACUUUUUGACGUACAUUCCUUUAUUUAUACAUAUACACGAGCACGUGUUGACCAACCCACUUCACGAUCCGCGAUCGUAUCCGAAUGCCAGUUUAAGAAANACUAGGAUACGCCAACGUAGUCGAGACAAGUCGCAUAAACUUUAUCAUGUACAUCUGGUACAUGUCAUGGGUUCACGUGGGGGCUAG